AUGCACACCGGCGAGACUGCUGACUUCUUUCCUUGGCCUGAAUCCAAUGCAUCUGACGGCAUUAUGGAUUUUAAAAUGCCUGAAGUCAAAGAGGAAAGUCAUACGGAAUUCUCGUCGCUGCUGUCACCUCCCUCUUCUCCAUUUAUCGCGGCCUCUGCCCUCACUUCCCAGUCUGUUCGUCAAAGGGUGGCUAAGUCAGAAAGCCCUCGAAUUAGGCCUUAUCCUGAACUGUCUCGUGAGGAUACAAUCGGAAUGUCUGGCACUUCUGGUUCGGGUUUUGAUAACUGGAGCAAUCGAUCCGGAUCGAACGAACGUCGAUCGUCGGAUGGUGGUCCUCACUACCAGUCUGCAAUGUAUAAUUCUUCGCAACUAAGUAGGUCAUCUUCUGCUUCUUCGUCAAGCUUCAACGGGGCUGUUGGACUCGGAAUUGGUCCCUCUGGGACCGAUACACGAUUUGUGACUAUGUCUCCUCAACAAUCAGACGUCCAAUUGGCCUCUAUGUCCUGGCAUCAAAGCCAGAUGUCAAUCAACGAGACGUCUGAUCUAUCACUGUAUCCCGGAGUUGCAGGAGAUAUACCAUACCAUUACUCGUCUGACGCAGAUCAUGGAGGUUUUCCUUCUGGUACACCAUCAUCAUCUACGGCGAUCUAUUCUUAUGACGACACGACCACGCCUAUAGGCGAUGCAACGACAUAUAACGAUUCAACCUCGCAUUCUCUUGCUUCUGUAGAAUGUUUGCAUCGAAAAAUAGCAGAGCUUGAGGAACGACACCACCAUGAUCAGGAGCAUAUCAGGGUGCUUCAAGCUCAACUGGCAAGUACUUCCUCACGAAACACAGACUAUCCCUACUCUCCGCCUGCCUCUGCUUUUUUCAAAGCUUCCUGGGCGGCCCGCACCACUGCGCGAACAAAGUACCUCUGCUCCUUGAACCGCGCUGGUAACGCACUGUGUGCUUGGCAUGAUUCGCGCAGAGAGCGAAGGGCUUACCCACCACGCAAUGCUCCGAAGGAUACAUUAAAUUGUGGUUGUACCUACGAAGAAGCUCUUUUCGAAGAGAGUCUCUCGCGACACAAGGUCGGGAGCUACCUUCCAGGAGAAUCUGUGCGAAUGGAUCCUGCUCUACGCAAUCCUUUGCUUCAGCUUCUGAAACAUCGAUACGGUUACCAAGAUGGUGACUUUGAGCGAGAUCCAUUUACAGGAGAUUGGGUGUCCGAGGACGGACACGAGGAGGGACAUGAACACUGGGAGCGGCUACUGGCAUCUGGUGUUAAUCCCCGACGUGCCAGAGGAGAACAGCAUCGUAAUACCCCAAUCUGA
This is a messenger RNA of Lentinula edodes (shiitake mushroom), 1317 nucleotides long. RefSeq lists its product as uncharacterized. The transcript has 2 exons. Bases 1 to 1317 code for a protein of 438 amino acids. NCBI's taxonomy places the organism in Eukaryota, Fungi, Basidiomycota, Agaricomycetes, Agaricales, Omphalotaceae. The record is from RefSeq and is a predicted model, not a curated record.